This is a messenger RNA of Oikopleura dioica, 480 nucleotides long. The record is from the annotation of a GenBank genome assembly. NCBI's taxonomy places the organism in Eukaryota, Metazoa, Chordata, Appendicularia, Copelata, Oikopleuridae.
AUGACAGCAUUUCGAAGGGCUUUCUUGCAGGAAGUUGUUGAUUAUUUCGGACAGAAUGGAGAGAAUCUAUUCUGGAUUGACGCAUCUGCGGAAUUAGACAUGGAAAAAGCAGGCUCUGUGCGGGAAAGAUUCCAAUACAAGAUACCAGAGGACUUUUAUGAACUCGACCUAGCGCUGCAGGUUCUCAUUCACAAGCUAGAAAAAGCAUCAAAAUUGAAAACUCCGAAAAAAGAGGGAAAUUUCCCUCUGGUUCCGAAAAAAUCGAUCUUGAUUGUUGACGGAUUGAGCGAGCUUUACGCUACGUUUGAGUUGGAAGAUGAUCUCAAGGAGAAGAUUUCAGGAGGGAUUGUUAAAUUGAGCAAAAUGGGCGUGACAAUUCUAGUCACAAGAGCGAUCAAUUUGGAGGGAAGGCAUGAUCAUAAAAUACCCUGCAAAGCAGGCUCAGUUAUUCCUUUCGUAACUACAGUCAUGGAUUUAUGA